Molecule: messenger RNA, 600 nt
Organism: Phaethon lepturus (White-tailed tropicbird)
Lineage: Eukaryota; Metazoa; Chordata; Aves; Phaethontiformes; Phaethontidae
Product: tripartite motif-containing protein 7-like
Exons: 3
Coding region: 1-600 (199 amino acids)
Molecular function (GO): protein binding
Source: RefSeq, a predicted model, not a curated record
AUGGACACGCUGGCAUCCAGGACAGAGAGAGAAGGGAGGGAGACCCUGGCCAAUCAGGUGGAAGAGAUGAGUGGAAGAGCCGAUGUGACCCUGGACCCAGACACUGCCAACCCCUUCCUCAUCCUGGCUGGUGACCAGAGAGGCGUGAGACGGGGAGACGCGUGGAUCUCGCUGCCCAACAAUCCUGAGCGGUUCGACACAGAGCCAUGUGUGCUGGGCAGCCAGGGCUUCGCCACAGGGAGGCAAUGCUGGGUGGUGGAGGUGGCUGAGGGGGGGGCCUGGUGGGCUGCGGGUGUGGCCCAAGAGUCUGUCAGGAGGAAGGGGGUCCUCAAUUUUACCCCCCAGGAGGGGAUCUGGGCUGUGGGGCAGUGGUUUGGACAAUACCAUGCUUUCACCGACCCUGACUGGACGCCCCUGCGCCUUGCCUGCCUCCCCAGGGCCAUCCAGAUCUGCCUGGACUUUACAGACAGGCAGGUGGCAUUUGCUGAUGCAGAAAAUGAAGCCCCAAUCUUUGCUUUCUGCCUGGCUUCAUGUCCUGGGGAGACGCUACGCCCAUGGCUCUGGGUGGGGAUGGACUCGUGGCUCAAACUGUGCUCCUGA